AUGAUCAGUUUAACUCCAUACAAUUUUCAACCAAUAUUCCAUCGUUUUAUGGUGGUAUAUAGGUGCAUGCAAACUGUGACUGACUGUGUAACUUUCGUUCUGUCCUGUCUUUGCUGUCAAUGCUGGGAACCCAUGCCGCUUUCCCAAUCGUCAGAUGGAUGCACCUUUUACGCUGAUGUCAAUGUGGCGCCGGAGGAUAAGCUCGACACGGGCCGAGCAUGUGGUGAACCGCUAAAGACCCAGCACCUAGCGAUUAACUUUACACCAGGAAAAGAUGAUUCAAUCGAAGUACAGCAGAAAGUUCAGAAGUUCUGGAACCUCGUUGAUCACUCACCAGAGUUGGGGAAAUUUUUGGAACCACCGUUUAAGCCAGAUGAUUCAACGACAGCAACCAGCAAGGCAUCACGUAAAAGUCUUGAGUCACUUAAAUCUAACCAUUCGAAUACAACUAAAACUAGCAAUGAAUACCCAGCAGUACAUCUUGUGAGGACUUUGGAUAAAAAGGGUAACAACAAUUACUUAGUUGACUUGUCCUGCGUCACUGUGAACUCUCUCUCAAGUGAGCCACAGCUCACUUAUUAG
Pieris macdunnoughi is the source of this 582-nucleotide messenger RNA. NCBI's taxonomy places the organism in Eukaryota, Metazoa, Arthropoda, Insecta, Lepidoptera, Pieridae. The record is from the annotation of a GenBank genome assembly.